This is a messenger RNA of Prunus dulcis (almond), 645 nucleotides long. RefSeq names its product endochitinase PR4-like. The transcript has 3 exons. NCBI's taxonomy places the organism in Eukaryota, Viridiplantae, Streptophyta, Magnoliopsida, Rosales, Rosaceae. The coding region runs from base 1 to 645 and encodes 214 amino acids. Gene Ontology annotation, biological process: cell wall macromolecule catabolic process; chitin catabolic process. The record is from RefSeq and is a predicted model, not a curated record. Gene Ontology annotation, molecular function: chitin binding; chitinase activity.
AUGGCUUUCCACAAUACAACAAAAUACCUUACAAUAAGCGUCAUUGCAAUAGUAUUUGUAGCUGGAGCACUGCUAAAAAAUGUGACAGCACAAAAUUGUGGCUGUGCCCCAGGACUAUGUUUUAGCCAAUAUGGCUAUUGCGGCACCGGCAAAGAUUACUGCAGCCAGGGUUGUCAACAAGGUCCUUGUACUGGUGGUGGCGGCACACCAACCACACCAAGCACCAAUGUUGGUUCGUCUGUGGCUGAUAUAGUAACUCCAGAAGUCUUCAAUGGGAUCAUAAGCCAGGCUUCUUCAGACUGUGCUGGGAAGAACUUCUACUCUCGAGGGGGUUUUCUUGACGCUGUCAACUCAUUUUCUGACUUUGGUAGACUUGGUUCGGUUGACACUGUAAACGGGAAAUUGCAGCUUUCUUUGCUCAUGUCACUCAUGAGAUUGGCCAAGUUGACAGUGUUCGUCCUGUGGUAUUGGAUGAACAGUGUUCUUCCUGUUGUUAGCCAAGGAUUCGGAGCCACAACUCGAGCCAUUAAUGGUGCUGUGGAAUGCGAUGGUAAAGAACCUGGAAAAAUUCAAGCCCAGAUCAACUAUUACAAUGAUUAUUGCAACCAACUUAAUGUUAAUCCUGGCGGUAAUCUCUAUUGCUAG